AUGUUGGAGGGCUUGGGUUUCCCAGUUAAAUUCAUGGGAUGGAUUAUGCAAUGCGUAACUUCUGUAUCAUAUUCGAUCUCGAUUAACGGUGAGACGAAGGGGUUCUUUCCUGCCAUGCGUGGAUUAAGGCAAGGAAAUCCCUUAUCGCCCUACUUGUUCGUCAUAUGCAUGGAGUACCUCUCCCGGCUACUUCAUGUUUUGGGGCUCAAGGAAAAUCAUGCGAAGUCUAAUAUUUUCUUAGCCGGAGUUAAAUUGGGGCACCGAUUAGAGAUCGAAAAUGAGUUUCACUUUUCCACGGGAGUGUUUCCGUUUCGAUACCUUGGAAUUCCACUCGCUGCAUCUAAAGUACGAGUGCUCAACUAUCAACCACUGCUCGACAAAAUCGAGCAAGCCAUAGGAGCGUGGACAUGCCAAACUCUCUCUUACGCCGGCCGUUUGGAGAUUUUGAAAACCGUGGUUCAAGGUAUGUGUUGCUAUUGGUUAUCAAUAUUUUUGAUCCCACAUGCAAUUAUCGAGAGUAUUGAGAAACUAUGUAAAACAAUUGUAUGGGGUGCGGCUGUCCGAUUGGCAUGGCCGAAGAUGUGCAAACCGAAGGAAGAAGAGGGUUUGGGCCUCAUUGAUUUCACUGAUUUGAACCGAAGCCUUCUCGUGAAAACCUUGUGGGAUUUUCACUUGAAGAAAGACUCUGUGUGGAUACAGUGGGUGAAUGAAUUUUAUCUUAAGGAACGAACCAUAUGGGAGUGGUCACCGCCACUCACAGCUUCACCCUUCUUCAAGAGCAACAUCCGAAUCCGAGACGAAUUGGUAGAGAGCGCGAGGACUACUAAGUUUCUUAUUGCUAAGUUAGAAUCUUGUACGGAGUUUGGAAAAUUAAAUGUGAGUAAAGUAUACGACUGGAUUAGGGCUAAGGCCCCGAUCAGAUCGUGGGGUAAACAUCUUUUGGCUCCAUCUAUAACACCAAAGCACUCGUUUAUCCUAUGGAUUGAUUCUACGAAUCGAAUCGCCACAAUGGACUGA
Molecule: messenger RNA, 1017 nt
Organism: Erythranthe guttata (spotted monkey flower)
Lineage: Eukaryota; Viridiplantae; Streptophyta; Magnoliopsida; Lamiales; Phrymaceae
Source: RefSeq, a predicted model, not a curated record